AUGUCGUCAUGCAUACGGAGGGCUGUCUUGUUCGGUGGCGCGGUCUCUGCGCACAUCGAUGUCAACGCCCUGGAUCUGGCAGUCGGAGCAGCAGCGGAAGGGGAGUGGACGAGGCGCCUGGUGCUCGAAGUUGCCGUAAAGUUGACUCAGAGUCAGCGCUGGACGGUGUUUGCUGAGCCGGCGACGAUGGUCGAUCCAGACAGGCUGGAAGCGAUUCUGGCAAGCUACGAUGCAAAGGAACCAUGGUACUUGGGCCAUGGGCUCACGGACGACCAAAUGUCCAUCGUCCACCACUACCAGCAGGAACCGGCCUAUCCUUUGGGCCACUCCGCUUUCGCCCUGAGUGAAGCACUCCUCAAGAAGCUUGUGAAAGACCUCGAGGAGAAGCCAAUCGGAGGUGGCCAACAAAUUGAACCCAUUUGGGAGUUGGCGAACCGCCUGAGCAAACUGGGGGUGCACAUCACCGACCGGAAGGAUGCUUUCUGCUUGCGCAAAGCCGCUGGCUGUGCUACAUGGGCACGAGACCUGGAUAGCUAUCGCCCAUCAAUGGGCCUUUCGCCGAAAGACGUCGUGAUUGCCGUGAAGACUGUCGGCAAGUUCCACCAGCCGCGAAUUCCGCUGCUGAAGGAGUUUUGGGCAGAUGACAGCCCUAGCGACGUGCUGUACCUCAGCAACCAGGGGGAGGAUGGCCGGCUCGGCGCGAAAAUCGUUGACCUGAGCCAGGAGUUUGGCGACAUGGUUGACCCUAGCAAGGAGUCGACCAAGCAUGGAAGUGGGCACUGCUCCAAGAUGCUCGCUAUCCUCAGGUAUCUGACAAAGCAUCAACCGCAGCGAAGGUGGUAUGUGGUAACAGACGAUGACACGCUUCUCAAUGUGCCGCGGCUGCUUCGCGUCUUGGAUUCCCACGACGACAAGAAGGCCGUCUACCUCGGGGAGCGCUAUGGCUGGUCGCAUACCGAAGAUCACGAAGGGACCAACUACAUCACAACUGGGGCUGGAAUGGCGCUGACAGCCAAAGCGCUGCAGCAAGUUGUCGCAUGCUCUUCUUGCACCUGCAGAUCUCCAGACAGUCCCGAUGACAUGUCUUUGGGCUCCUGGUUUCGGUCGCUCGGCGUCCAGGUGACACAUGAGGAAGGCUUCCACCAGUCGGAGCCUCACAACUAUCACAAGGACUUGCUCGCAGUCAGCGACGAACCUAUCUCGUUUCAUCGCUACAAUGCUCGAUUGCCUGGUGCCCAGUUCCAGCAGUUGCCCAGCUUUGCCCGUGAGCUGGGUGAUCGGAGCACUGCAUGA
Messenger RNA from Symbiodinium sp. CCMP2456, 1293 nucleotides. The record is from the annotation of a GenBank genome assembly. Lineage: Eukaryota; Dinophyceae; Suessiales; Symbiodiniaceae.